This is a messenger RNA of Daphnia carinata, 763 nucleotides long. RefSeq names its product histidine-rich protein PFHRP-II-like. The record is from RefSeq and is a predicted model, not a curated record. The coding region runs from base 125 to 469 and encodes 114 amino acids. The transcript has 2 exons. NCBI's taxonomy places the organism in Eukaryota, Metazoa, Arthropoda, Branchiopoda, Diplostraca, Daphniidae.
GUUAUUUUUAAAAAAUCUUUAUCUCUACUUAGCUGCACGCGUAUUGGCGAUAUAAAAACCCCUUGAUAAUGCAAAUAAUGCAAACACUUGGCAGUUGAACACCAAAGGAGUCGGAUCAUACAGAAUGAAGCUUGUGUUUUUGUUAUUUGCAUUGCUCGUUGUGGUCGCAACGGUCUCAUCGGUACCACAUGAUGGCAAAAAGGGUGCACCCCUUCACGUAGAUAAGAGCCACGCCCACGUGAAGAAGUCCCAUGGUCACGCUAAGGAAUCACAUCAUAAGGAUCACAAGAAGGAUUCCCAUGGUCACGCUAAGGAAUACCACCAUAAGGAUCACGUGAAGGAAUCCCAUCAUAAGGAUCACAAGAAGGAUUCCCAUGGUCACGCUAAGGCAUCCCACCAUAAGGGCCACAAUAAGGCUAAAGCUCACAGAGCCGAAGGCAACAACGCAAAGGCGCACAAACGUCACUGAUUACAAAACUCGCCAUCCAUUAAUUUUCAGCGAAUUUUGAGUCAUAGAUAAGAUAACAAUCAAUAUUAGUCAUCCGAAUACCGUUUUAAUUCAACUGCUUCUCGUAUAUAACCAACAUUUUUUUUUUUGCUUGUUUAACUAGUAUUUUCCUUCUCACUAUGCAAUAUCUACUUGACUUGCUGUAAAACCUAUUCUCCAUGCAGUGCCUUUUGCUAAUCCAUACAUUUCUUGCCCGCAAAAUUUAUUUACAGUUAUUUUUCAUGAAUAGUAUAAAUAUCUGAAAACUCCAUAACG